Molecule: messenger RNA, 1446 nt
Organism: Trypanosoma grayi
Lineage: Eukaryota; Euglenozoa; Kinetoplastea; Trypanosomatida; Trypanosomatidae
Product: putative UTP-glucose-1-phosphate uridylyltransferase 2
Exons: 1
Coding region: 1-1446 (481 amino acids)
Biological process (GO): glycogen metabolic process; UDP-alpha-D-glucose metabolic process
Cellular component (GO): cytoplasm
Molecular function (GO): UTP:glucose-1-phosphate uridylyltransferase activity
Source: RefSeq, a predicted model, not a curated record
AUGCCGUCCGCUCCCCCAUUGUCAGAGGCGGCCGCCGCCUGCCGUGCGAAGAUGCAGGCCAAGAACGUGAACCCAGCGUGCAUCCAGACCUUCUUAGCCCAGCACGCGGCCAUCAGUAGCGGGCAGACGGGAAACAUCCCCGAGAGCAGCAUUUCCCCGGUGGAUGCGCUCGACGCGCUGCAGAACCUUGGCGCGCAGACUGGCGCCGCGCAGCUCGGGAAGACAGUGGUGCUGAAGCUCAAUGGCGGCCUCGGCACCGGCAUGGGGCUGCGUACUGCUAAGAGCCUCCUUCCCGUUAAGGAUGGCAAGACGUUCCUGGACUUCACCGCGCUGCAAGUGGAGCAUCUCCGCAAGACGUGCGACAACAACUUACGAUUCAUGCUAAUGAAUUCGUUCUCCACUUCGGCGGACACAAAGGCGUACCUAAAGAAGUACCCACGCCUCUUUGACACCUUUGACGCGGAAGUGGAGCUAAUGCAGAACUUUGUGCCAAAGAUUCGUCAAGACAAUUUGUUCCCUGUCACCUAUGAGGCCGAUCCUGCGUCUGAGUGGGCGCCGCCGGGCCACGGAGACAUAUACACCGCUCUCUACGGUAGCGGGAAACUGGAUGAGUUGCUCAGGAAGGGGUAUCGUUACAUGUUUGUUUCAAACGGUGACAAUCUCGGUGCAACGCUUGACGCCCGAAUACUCACCUAUAUGCAGGAACACCAGUUGGAGUUCCUUAUGGAAGUGUGCCAGCGGACGGAUUCCGACAAGAAGGGUGGUCAUCUUGCUUACCAAACUGUCACGGACAGUGCUACUGGGAAACAAGAGCGUCGGUUUAUUCUUCGAGAAUCUGCGCAGUGUCUGAAAGAGGAUGAAGACAGUUUUCAGGAUAUCACAAAGCAUCGUUUCUUCAACACGAACAACCUAUGGGUCGAUCUCUCUGCCCUCAAGAAGGCGAUGGACGCUCACAGCGGGACGCUGCCACUCUCCGUCAUUCGAAAUGCGAAGACAGUGAACCCUGUCGAUGGCAAUUCAACAAAGGUGUAUCAGUUGGAAACAGCCAUGGGCGCGGCCAUCACCUUCUUCAGCCGUUCAGGAGCAUUGGUAGUUCCGCGGGAGCGUUUCGCACCAGUGAAGACGUGCUCUGACCUCCUCGCUUUGCGUUCUGAUGCGUAUGUCGUCACGGAAGACCAGCGGCUUGUUCUGCGGGAGGAGCGAGGUGGCAAGCCGCCGAUGGUUGACCUCGACAGUCAGCAUUACAAGACAAUAUCUGGGUUUGAGAGACUCAUAAAGGACGGCGUGCCUUCCCUGCAGCACUGCACCCAGCUUAUUGUGAAAGGCCUGGUGGAGUUUAAAGACCAUGUCGUUGUGAAGGGGAAAGUGACAAUUCGCAACAGUCAGGAGGAGCUCCUAGUAAUCAAACACGGUCGUGUGCUCUCCGAUGAGGUCGUCGAAAUGUAA